CUUAAUGUUAAACAAAUGCUUUAUGACUUCGUGUACGUGAACAUUGUGAAUCACAGGCAUUUUUAAACAUUUGUUCACUUCGGUGACUAAAAGCCAAUAAAUAUGCGCUUGAGAGGGCGGAUAUGACAAAAUAAGAAAGGUUAACAAAAAAGCUAGUAAAAAACCAAAUCCGAAUAAGCUGCUUAACAUUUUUAUGCAGAAUUCAAAUGGCCUUUAAUGCACAUAUUUAUUGCUUUUAUUAUAGUUCAAGUGGGUUGUAUUAUAAAGCAAUGAGCGCAAUAUUUUAUUAAUAAUUUAUUUAAAAUUAAUUUUAAUUAACGGUUAAUUAAAGUGAGAUAUCAUGGUUUCAUCGAGCUUGUUUUCUGUAAUUACCUGUAUCCCUUUUAUCUGGUUAAAUUUUAAACCUUUAAUUUGAAGCCCAUUGUGAAUAACAUCAUCGUGACGUUUGGUUAAAUGUCUUUAAAAUUUUCUUGCCAGGCUUAAAUAAUUAUUUUCUUGCAAUAUUUUGUGCACCUCCAGGGUAUGACAAGUCAUUGAAUAGCCUUUAAAAAAAGUUCUACUGUACUUGUAUUUGGCAACUUCAUUCAAUUUGUGGCAUGACUUGCUGCUGCUGCGGCUGAUGUUGCUGCUAGCCAUGUUGCUGAUGAGCCACGGCAACAAGCUGUUGCUGUCAUGAGUUGGCAGAAGCCAUCGGCUGGAGUCUGCCAAACCAAUAAAGCAAUAUUGAAAUUGCUUUUGGCAGACUCUCAAUUGAAAAGGACCCAUUGAAUGGCCCACCCAAUGAACUUGUGACCCAAACUGCAACAUAGUUGUGGGAAAUUAUGUAGAACGACUUCGAGUCGGAUACAUAAAUAUGCUAGCAGAGAUACGCGAGCUUAUUUAAAUCAAAUUCCCACAGGCCACGUCAAUUAUGUGGAGCAGCAACAAGUGGUUACCUGUAGGAUCCCCUUUUACUCCAUUGCUGUGGAAAAUUGCCUCCGGUGCGACAACAGCAACAACUGCAAUGCAUUUUAGCCUCUUUUUUGCUACCCUUUUACACAAUUUACAUUUUUUUCAACUUCGGCAUGCAAUGGGCGUGAUUAACAACUUCCCCUUGUCGCCGAGUAGUGAAGUGGAUGAUGGCAAAUUGCCUUGAUUCACUUGGUUAGGCAUUGAAACUGACACUUUCGAGGCAACCUGGCUAAAACUCUAAUUGCUCGAUAGAGCCAUGGCAAAAAGAGAGACUUCGUUAUGCGUAAUGGAAUUAAUGAUUGACACACCAAUCGUUAUGAAAGCCUGGCUCCCAACGUGGUAACAGAAGUCUCAAAUGACAAAACAAUAAAUGAAGGGAAGUGAGUCAAUGGGAGUGGUAAGCUUGUGGGAUUUCUUUGAUAGACUAUUUACUUUUUAUUAAUCAUGACUUGUCAGGGAUUUUAAUAUCACUUGGAAUAAUACACAUAUAAAUUACGCACUCAUGUUAUGCAGAUUUUGAUAAUCAAGUUACCUGUCCUUGACAAUUUGUUGUCAAGUGUUUACCUUUUGUUCUACCCGGAGAUUCUUAACCACAUUGGGAAUCAUUGCCCCAAGAUCCAUUGAUAAUGCUUCCCAUCGAAAUCCAUUGAGGCGACGCCGAUGACGUCGCAAUUUUAAAAUAGUAAAUAUUCUUAUCAAUAAAUACAAUAAAUCAGACUACAUUUGUCAGAUGGGAGCAUAAAAUGAAAAAAGUGAUGCAGAGUGCUGCAUCUUCAACUUAGGAACAAAAGAAUGACCACAACUAAGUAGUAUAGACUGGUUAAUGCCAAUUAAUUUGUUGAGUAUUGAAAGAGAUAAACAUUUCAUUUUUCUAAAUAUUUUACAAUGCAUUACCGUGUCUCAAACUUUUCUUAAUAAGUAAAAAAUGUUUGAAAAAGUUGUGUCCCUUCUGUUGACUCAAAGCCUAAUAGGUACCUCCUCGGAAUCGGUAUUUUUUGGGUACAAAAACUUGCUUCAGACAUUGAUAAUAACAUGGUACAGCCCAGGGCCUGUAUAAAUUACUAUCAGGCCGCUCAGAACAGCCAUACAGAGAAACGGGGAGAUAACUGAAGCCGAAUGUGAUAGUAUGCCCGGAAUUUUUUUGUUCGAUUUUUUCCUCCCGAUUCUGUUCGAAUUUCGGUUUGGUUAUUUUGGUCAGACCAGAUUGACUUGCAGUUGUCCGUUGGCAGACGAGAAGAGCGGUGAGUCGAUCGCGACUUUCGAUUUCGUUUGGCAUCUUCAUCAUUAUCAAUAUCAUUAUCGGUAUCAUCCGCACAGGGCCUGCCAACUCGCAGUAAUUAUCUGCAUCGAGGCAGACGUCCUCAGCCUCAGAUUCGACUUUAGUUUCCCAGAUCGCAGGCACCAGUCUGUCAGGGCACCUCGAAGUCGCAACAUCAUCGACACAAUGUGGCUGCUGUUGCCUAUUCUGCUAUAUUCGGCGGUAUUCCUCUCGGUUCGGCACAUUUACAGCCACUGGCGGCGCAGGGGAUUCCCCUCGGAAAAGGCCGGGAUCACGCGGAGUUUCCUGCAAAAGGCAUACAGACGGGAGUUUCGACACGUGGAGGCCAUCUGUGAGGCCUACCAGUCGGGCAAGGAUCGCCUCUUGGGCAUCUAUUGCUUCUUCAGGCCUGUCCUUCUGGUGCGAAAUGUCGAGCUGGCCCAGACGAUUCUGCAGCAAUCGAAUGGACACUUCAGCGAACUGAAAUGGGACUAUGUCGCGGGUUAUCGCAGGUUCAAUCUGCUGGAGAAACUGGCACCCAUGUUUAGUACCAAACGAUUGUCGGAGAUGUUCGGGCAGGUCCAGAAAGUGGGUGAUCAUUUAAUUCAUCAUCUGCUGGACAAGGAAGACCAAGGAGGCCCCUUCGAAGUGGAUCUCCAGCAAAAGCUCAGAGUUUAUUCUGUCAACAUAAUUGCCAAUCUGAUUUACGGCUUAGACAUUAACAACUUUGAGCACAAGGACCAUAUCUUGACCAGCUACCUGAGCCACAGUCAGGCUUCUAUACAAUCCUUCACCUUGGGUCGAUUGCCGCAGAAAUCUUCAUAUACCUACCGCUUAAGAGAUCUCAUUAAACAAAGCGUAGAACUACGUGAAGAUCAUGGACUGAUACGCAAAGAUAUUUUACAACUACUAGUCCGAUUUAGAAAUGGCAACGAAGUUUGUGGAGAUAAAUGGCAACUGGACACGAGUCCAAAUGAUGCAGAAAAGCUGUUGUCCAUCAAACGCUUGGCCAAAGUUGCCGAGGAUCUCUUAAAAGUAUCCCUAGAUGCAGUGGCUUCAACUUUAACCUUCACUCUCUUGGAAAUCCUGCAAGAACCUCUAAUAGUGGAGAAGCUUCGAGCGGAAAUAAAGGAACUGAGCAAUAAAGAUGGUCAGCUUAAAUUUGAAGAGCUGAAUGGUCUUAGGUAUAUGGAUAUGUGUUUACAAGAAACUCUUCGCAAAUAUCCGCCUCUACCCAUUAUUGAACGCGUUUGCCGCAAAAGUUAUUCGCUCCCUAAUUCAAAAUUUACAAUUGAUGAGGGAAAAACUUUAAUGGUGCCCUUACUAGCCAUGCACAGAGAUGAAAAAUAUUUCAGUGAGCCAAUGAAAUAUAAGCCACUUCGGUAUCAGCAACCUAACAAUGAUGUGGGCCAAUGUGAAGAAAAGACCAAGAGCAAUGUUUUUAUUGGAUUUGGCAUUGGCGGAUCACAGUGCGUGGGGCAGAACUUUGCCAAGUUAGUAAUUAAAGUUGCCCUGAUCAAACUACUCCAGAAUUUUAAUUUGGAAUUGGAUCCGAACCAGGUAAAAACCAUUAAAGUUUCCCACCGACCAGCUCCUCUUAUACACAGUAAAGAUGGACUGAAAGUCAAAUUGAAGAGACGCGAAAUAAACCCGAAAUUUUACAGCUAAACUAAGUUAAGCUAAGUUAAGUUCUUUAAUUUGAGCAUCUUUUUCAACACUUUGUCGUGUGUGCGCGACACCUGAAAUUAUGCUAUAAAUAAAAUUCAGUAUAUUAUGGUCACAGUUUCCCCUU
Drosophila yakuba is the source of this 4001-nucleotide messenger RNA. RefSeq names its product probable cytochrome P450 310a1 (gene Cyp310a1). Gene Ontology annotation, molecular function: monooxygenase activity; heme binding; iron ion binding. The transcript has 6 exons. The coding region runs from base 2078 to 3877 and encodes 599 amino acids. The record is from RefSeq and is a predicted model, not a curated record. Lineage: Eukaryota; Metazoa; Arthropoda; Insecta; Diptera; Drosophilidae.